ACUCAUUUCAAUAUUUCAUCAUCCCUUUCAUUCUCCAAUUUUCUGUGACGAAAACAAAACAGAGGGUUCUGUUCUGAAACAACAAACCGUUGACAUGGGUUCCUUUGAGGAAACGGGUUCCUCUGGGAGUAUGGGUUCUUUUGAUGAUGCAGCACUAAUCGAAGAAGGACCUCUUCUUCAGGAUCCAUUGGAGAGGCAAUAUACAGGAGAUGGCACAGUUGACUAUGAAGGCAACCCUGUUCCUAAGGAGAAUACUGGCGGGUGGAGAGCAUGUGCAUUUAUCCUUGGAAAUGAGUGCUGUGAACGUUUGGCUUUCUUUGGUAUUUUAACAAAUCUUGUUACCUAUCUUACCAACAAACUACAUCAAGGAAAUGCCUCUGCUGCAAAAAAUGUUACCAUCUGGCAAGGCACUUGUUAUCUUACAACUCUGAUUGGAGCUGUUCUAGCAGAUACAUAUUGGGGAAGAUAUUGGACAAUUGGUGUUUUUUCCACUAUUUAUUUCUUGGGGCUGUGUAUAUUGACUCUUUCUGCAUCAGUUCCUGCUUUGAAGCCUCCUGAAUGCUUGGGUUCUCAUUGUCCUCCAGCUACUCCUGCACAAUAUUUUGUGUUCUACUUUGGUCUCUAUGUGGUUGCCCUUGGAACUGGAGGUGUAAAAACAUGUGUGUCAUCUUUUGGGGCAGAUCAGUUUGAUGAUACUGAUCCUAAGGAAAGAAUUACUAAAGCAUCCUUUUUCAACUGGUAUUACUUUUCUAUUUACCUAGGUGCUCUUGCGUCAAGCACCUUCAUUGUGUGGAUUCAAGACAAUGCAGGAUGGGCUCUUGGUUUUGGCAUUCCCGCUUUAUUUAUGGGAGUAUCGAUUGUAAGCUUCUUUUUAGGCACACCAAUCUAUAGGUUUCUAAAACCAGGGGGGAGCCCCAUUAAAAGAAUUUGCCAGGUUUUGGUAGCAUCUGCCCGAAAGCAGGAGUUGGCUGUCCCCGAGGAUAGCAGUCUCCUGUAUGAGACAGCAGACAAGAAAUCUGCUAUCGAAGGGAGCCGCAAACUGGAGCAUAGUGAUGACAUGAGGUGCCUCGAUAAAGCAGCUAUAGUGUCUGAUGCUGAGAGCAAAAUUGAUUAUUUUCCUGAUCCAUGGAGACUCUGCACUGUGACACAAGUUGAGGAACUGAAGAUCUUGCUCCGCAUGUUCCCAAUUUGGGCUUCAGGAAUCAUUUUUGCUGCUGUCUAUGCCCAGAUGGCAACCUUGUUUGUGGAACAAGGAACGAUGAUGAACACAACUAUCGGUUCCUUCAAGAUGCCUCCGGCUUCCCUCUCAUGUUUUGAUGUGAUAAGUGUUGUUGUGUGGGUCCCCAUCUAUGACAAGAUACUUGUUCCACUUGCCAAGAAAAUUAACGGCACGGAGAGGGGAAUUUCUGUGUUUUAUAGAAUGGGAAUUGGCCUUCUUAUUUCGGUUGCAUGCAUGUCGGCCGCAGCUGUGGUGGAGAUCAUGCGUCUGCAGCGUGCGAGAGAGCUCGACCUUAUUGACAAACAUGUUGCUGUACCCAUUAGUGUGCUCUGGCAAAUACCUCAAUACUUCUUAUUAGGUGCAUCCGAGGUAUUCAUGUUUGCCGGACAGGUUGAGUUCUUCUACGAUCAAUCUCCGGAUGCUAUGCGGUCUUUAUGCACAGCACUGCCACUUGUGAGUUUUGCACUGGGGAACUACUUGAGCUCUUUCAUUCUUACCGUGGUAAUUCACUUUACGACACAAGGCGGAAAACCGGGAUGGAUACCGGAUAACUUGAACGAAGGUCAUCUUGAUUACUUUUUCUGGCUUUUAGCUGGACUUAGUUUCUUAAAUUUGUUGGUGUACAUUGUCACUGCCAAAAAGUACAAGAAGAAGAAGGCUAUUGCUAUUUUUUAAGGCCUUCAGGCAUAUCUAUCUAGGGUGGAAGCAUGUUAUGACAUUUCAUUUUUUUUUCUUUUGGUGAUUAUUCUUUAUGUGAGAACGAGCUCAUAAACACAGCCUAAAUCAUCUAAUAUAUUAUUCUUUAUCAUUAAA
Arachis duranensis is the source of this 2032-nucleotide messenger RNA. Its product is annotated as protein NRT1/ PTR FAMILY 8.3. Gene Ontology annotation, molecular function: transmembrane transporter activity. The record is from RefSeq and is a predicted model, not a curated record. Bases 95 to 1894 code for a protein of 599 amino acids. NCBI's taxonomy places the organism in Eukaryota, Viridiplantae, Streptophyta, Magnoliopsida, Fabales, Fabaceae. Gene Ontology annotation, cellular component: plant-type vacuole membrane. Gene Ontology annotation, biological process: oligopeptide transport; transmembrane transport. The transcript has 5 exons.